This is a messenger RNA of Protomyces lactucae-debilis, 159 nucleotides long. RefSeq lists its product as uncharacterized. The record is from RefSeq and is a predicted model, not a curated record. The transcript has a single exon. The annotation marks the transcript as partial. Gene Ontology annotation, biological process: regulation of transcription by RNA polymerase II. NCBI's taxonomy places the organism in Eukaryota, Fungi, Ascomycota, Taphrinomycetes, Taphrinales, Protomycetaceae. Gene Ontology annotation, molecular function: RNA polymerase II cis-regulatory region sequence-specific DNA binding; DNA-binding transcription factor activity.
UUCAAGUGUGAUCAGUGUCCACAGAGCUUCCAACGGAGUCACGAUCUCAAGCGGCAUAAACGAAUUCAUCUGGCAAUCAAGCCGUUCCCGUGUCCGAGUUGUGAUAAGAGCUUUAGUCGCAAGGAUGCGUUAAAGCGGCAUAUACUGGUCAAGCAGUGU